This is a messenger RNA of Rotaria sordida, 966 nucleotides long. Lineage: Eukaryota; Metazoa; Rotifera; Eurotatoria; Philodinida; Philodinidae. The record is from the annotation of a GenBank genome assembly.
AUGAUUUGCCAGUCUCAACUCAUAUUAUUCGUCUUAUGUUUCUUUCUUCAUCAAUAUUUGGUACAAGCAACUAUAUAUUCAUGCAAUAAGACAGCUCUAUGUGGUUGUUCAAAAAAGCCAGUUAAUAUUAAUGCCAGAAUUGUCGGUGGUGAAAUAGCUGCUAGUCAUAGUUGGGGUUGGGCUGUUUCAUUACGUAAAUCAUCCAAUCAACACUUUUGUGGUGGUUCAAUUCUCUCUCCAAAUUAUGUGCUUACAGCAGCACAUUGUGUCGAUAAUAUUAAUCUUUCAAGAGACAAAUUAACAGUUGUUGUUGGUAUAGACAAUUUGUAUGAUAAUAUUGGACAACGAAUAGUUGUGUCAAAGAUUUAUCUGCAUCCAAACUGGCAUUCAAAAAGAUUCGAAAAUGAUAUUGCUAUUCUUAAAUUAAAUAAACCAAUCUCUUUUAACGAUGAUAAUAUUGCUAAACUUUGUCUACCAUCUUUUCGUGGCACUGUAAAAAAUAAUUUUCCAUUAUCAAAUUCAAAACUUGUAGCUAUUGGUUGGGGACAUACAAUGUCAGGUGGUUCUUUAUCAACUAAUCUCAGACAAGUAACACUCGCAGCUGUUGGUAAUAAAGAACCAAAAUGUAGCAAUUCAAUUAAAAAUACAGAUAUACAAUUUUGUGCAGCUGUCAAUGGUGGAGGCAAAGAUACAUGUCAAGGUGAUUCAGGUGGUCCAUUGAUGUAUUAUUCAGAUAUUUACGAACAAUGGAUGUUAGCAGGUGUAACAUCUUUUGGUCAUGGAUGUGCAUUGGCUAAUUAUGCUGGUGUUUAUACUCGAGCUACUAUGUAUAUCGAUUGGAUUAAAUCGAUUGUUGGUAACGAUGGUGUAGUAAUUGCCGGAGGAAAUACUGCUAAUAUUAGUACUCUCUCAACUAUGGUUUCUAUUGCAACGCUUUUAUUUUUAUUUAUAAUGCGUUCUUUGUAA